AUGGGGACUAAGCUCCUAAUCCUCUCUGCCUCUGCCACUCUUCUCUUCUCCGUCUUGCUGCUCCCCCCCUCGGACACCGCAUGUACUUCUGCUGUCACCGAUGCUGCGUUGCCAUUUUUCUUUUAUCUUCAUGUUCUUAUUAAGAUUCUGGGUUCUCGUCAGGGUGGCCCCUGCGGCAGUCUCAUGAGCCGGAUUUGCUGGUGUGGAAUGGGACAAUCUACACGAGCGACUCGUCUCUUCCUUUCGCUGAAGCGAUGACCGUGCGUGGCGGCAGGAUCCUUGGGGUUGGGAACUACUCCUCCCUGAAGGUCAGUGAUCCGACGCUUUCCCCCUUUGCUCGGGAGUAUUACAUGCUCGGGUCAACUACUCUAAAAAAUUUUGUUCUCAAUUCAACAUGCUGUCGCCACACCGCCACGGAAAAGAGAGAUUGUAACUCGCUAACUAGGGGAAGAUAUUUCACUGGAGUUGAUUACGUUGUCCACAGUCAUUAAACAAAACAGUAAUAAUCGUUGUUUGAAAUGGCUCUUAGUGAAGAGCUCAUUCAGAAAUUCCUGCUAAAAGCAUAUGUGGUGGCGCCAUUUCUCUUUAACUCAUGUUUUUGGCACUGCCAUGAGACACCACAUGCGCACAAACAUAAUCAUAUAGGAGGAUAUGAUUUGUGAUAGUUACCUUGGGUUAUCUCGGCCUCACUUAGACGGAUAAAAUAAAUUUUCCUUGCUGGAAACAUGAUCAGCCUUGAAACUGGAUCCAGUGUUACUAGUCAACCUGACAUGGUUCCUCCUCAGGAGUCGGUUGAAGCUUUUGGCUUCCUCAUCCUCUCAAUCGCUCUCUCCUUGCCAACUUUGUCAUAUCCGCCUCCUCAGACCACUUGGGCUGUAAAUAACCACCCAGCCACUCCCACACUUGCCAACGCACUCUGUUGAAGCGCUUAACUAACCUAUUCCUCCCUCAUUAUCACGGUUUCUCGACGUCAUCAUGCUGCCAAUGGCUGAAACCUUUGACCCACCCUCUCUUUUAUUCUCUUGUAGUUGCCCUUUGUCCUCAUACUCAAUUGUCAAAAUACAACCUCAAUGACAUCUGGCUGUUGUUGGAGAACAUGGGGCAGCUGAGGGCUACCUGGCUAAAGUACUGCUUACAUCAUUCUGCUAGUUUAUCCCUUACUUUGUCCUUGAAACUAUAGAUAUGAAGGGUAAGGAUCAUUCUGAUAGUUUAUCCGUCUUCUUAUCCUUGAGCUUGUGGAUAUGAAGGGUAGAGGGGUAUUGUAAGCCCUCCCCUAUGCUUGAUCCUUCUGAUCAUAUAGUAAUCAGCCAAUUCAGGGUGUUUUGAAUUUCAUUCACAUUAUUGAUUCUCCGACUUAAUGAUGGGAUUUCACCUAUGUCCUAAGAAAUGAACCAUUUUUCAACUAGAACUAUGACCCUGGAGCGUACCAUAUGGCUUCUGAUCUUGACACUUUUGAUGGAUAAAUCGUCAAAUGCAUGCACAGUUCAUCCACCAUCUUGGCAAACGUGAUAUUUCGUCAAUGGUAGCAAUCUGAGAUAUACGGGUGGUUAUUGUUUUCCUCAUUUUCAAAGGGAGAAUUCACUCGUUAUGUGUAUCCAAUUACGCCACCUUUUUGGGUAAGUUUGAAUCAUCUAUGUAUCGGAUAAAACAUUUUAUCUUGAUUUAUCAUGGAUUUUCUGAGGGCCUAAGCUUGUCACAAAACUGGCUUGUCACAAGACAUCCUUCAUCCUGAUUGAGCGUGUGUGAAUUGUAACCAGUAUGUAAAUGUUAUAUUUUAUCUGAUACUUCUAUGUUGUGCAGGAUUUUGUAGGUUCAGGUACUCGUGAAUUAAAUCUCUAUGGGAAGGUUGUACUACCAGGGUUUAUUGAUUCGCACGUGCACUUCAUAUAUGGAGGCUUGCAGGUCAUAGGCACAGUGUUUCCUUCUCUCAAAAUGCGCUUUAUUCUGAUUUUGAAGCAUUCUUUUAAAGUUUGCGAUAAAUUAUGUUAACAUUGAAAUGAAGUUUAGUGGAAAUAGAUUCAGUCUUAUGAGGCUUGUUUUUCUCAUCUUGCUAAUCAAGAUAUAAAUUCCUUUAGUGGUUCAAAAAUAAUUUCUCGAUUUCUAAUGUUUUUUGAGUGAUAAUCUCUUCCCCUCUCCAGCCUGCAUAGAUGGAGGAUUUAUGCAAAAAGUAAAAAGCUCGGAUAUCUAUGAUUGGCAAUAAUUCUUCUCUUAGCACUUAAUUGUGGAGCCAAUAGCUAAUGAGAGAUUUUCCUUUCCAGAAUCUCCCAGCACAAUAUAAGCUAUUUUUUGACAAUAACUAAAAGACUAUCUUCAUACUUCAGUGGUAAGGACUAUGUCAGUGGCUAAAACCAGAUAUUCAUAUUCAAAAUGAAUUUUCUGAUCACUGGAAACUGGUUCGUUAUUUUCAGCAUAUUAUUGAAUUUUGCUAACUAUAGGAUACUGGCCCUAAAUUUUCUGCAAAAUUUAUACUAAAAUAAAAAUUUUACUUCCAUACUAAUAAACUUAACUAGUAUAGAAACGAUUUGAAGUCUUAUGAAUUAAAUGUUUGGGUAAUAUGAUUUUUCUCCUAUCAUCAGUGGGCCAAAGUAUUUUUCGACAGUACACUUUAGAUUGCUGCUUUUUGCCCAAAAGAAUUCACCUUAAAAUGGAAGAUAAGCUUUGUAGCAUGGAGGCAUGGAAAGAUUCUCACUGCAUGUUAAUAGAAGUUCUGGUUCAAUAAAGAAAAUCACCUCUGUAAUUAAGAUCACAGGGUUACAGCUUGAAAGGCAUGUAACAAUCACUUAGCAUGUUCAAAUAACAAAUCUAGAUUGCCAAGGUAGUAGUAUUGGCCCUCCAUUCAUUAUGUAAGUGAUUGCCAAUCUAGAUUUCAGUAUAUAAGGAGUUUGCUCAGCACUGACUAGUUGAUAGGAGUCAGUUGAUGAAGGCAGGAAGAGACAUAUUUUAACCGAAAAAUAACAUGUGGAAUCGACAUAGACAUGUUAGGCUGUUCAAUCUGGUGAAAGCAGAAAUUUAAAUAUAUGCCAAAUUUCCCUGCCUAACUUUAGCUAAUUAGUUGUUGAACAGAGUUUUAGGUGAUUUCCUUGUGUGAUGAAGCAUCUACUAUAUUUUUAUUUGGUUAAUAGUUUAAUAUAAUGUAAAUUUAGGGUGGUUUUGCAAAACAAUAAACACUUCUGCAUGUAGUAUUGUGAAAGUUAGUAUCGUUGCACUGUAGUAAAGGUCCAAAAGGAUGUCGAUUGUAUUAUUAGGAUAUCUAUGAUGAAUUGCUUCGGACGAGACAUGGUUCUCUUUUAAUUUUUGAAGUACCUACGCAUAUGUUGUCAAAUGAAGUUUCUUAAACAUAAUGUGCACUCUAGUCACUUUUAUUUUCUUAAUGUGAUCACGUUUUCCGGUUUUACCGAUAAUUUUUUGAAGUACAGGAUAUAUUUGGAAUGCAGAAUUAAUGAUAAGGUUUUCACUAUAUUUUCAAAAUAAGGAAUCUAUCUGAUUUUUUGUGGUUUAUAUCUUUCAUUCAAAAUGGUAAUGCUGAAUUUCAACAUUAAUGCAUUUCUUGAUGACGAUCAGAUGUCAAGGGUAGACCUUUCUGAAACGACGAGUGUAGAUGGUUUUGUGGCGAAGGUCAAAGAUGCUGUGAAAGGUUCACGUCUUAUUAUUUCGGUCCUUCACUUCUAUCCCUGUACACAAAACUGUCUUGAUAUCAUCAUUGGCAUGAACAUGUCCCCAAAUCUGGGAUUAUGUACCCUAAUGAAGAUACAAUGGCUCCUCGAAGUGGUAUGAUCAAAAGCCUCCGUGAGAUCAACACUCCCAGGUUGUUCUUUGGAUAGUAGAUGGUAAAUUAGACAUCUAGUGAAACAAGUUGGUAGGAAAAAGUUUAUUAUUUACUGGUUGAACAAUUUUACAUUACCUGACUUGGAAGCAAUUCGCUGGAGUUGUUGUGGACUUUGCAAAAAUAGUCUACACAAACAUGUCUUUUUUAAUGGUUGUGGAAAUCAUGAAUGAAUGGAGUAAUUCUAGAGUAAAAGUUCAUUAGAUAAAAAUAUGAAAAACUUGGAGGAAUAUGGGAGUCUACAAGUAUCAUAAGCGGCAAUAUUUCCAUAGCGUGAAGAAAUAUUUUUCAAGGUUAAGGUUUAGUCCCGGUUCGUAUUGAAAGUAUUGUGGUAAUGGUGAAAUAAUUAUAUUAUGGAAGGUUAAAGGAUGCAUGAAAUUCAAAUAACUGCAGUUGCCUUUGUUGAACACGUCAGGGACAUCUUUAUCUGAUGUUGAGUGAGAAAUUUUGGUGGUUAGGUGGGAAGAUAUUCCUCGGUUUGAGACAGUUGGAAACUUAGCUUUUUUUCUUCUGUUUUUCAUAUGGAAACGGUUUAGACGACAUUUUACAUGCAUUUGGACAUCUCUUUUAGUUUUUUUUAACCUAAAUGAAUUCGUAGUACCAUUCACUGACAGAAAAAAAUAAAGAAUAAAAGCUAUCAGCAUGAUGACUCUUUCUGCGAAGUUAUAUGAAAUAACGCUAAAAAAAUGUAAAACAAAUGGGAAAUAUUUAGAGAACUAACUUAGCUUAUGACAACAAGAUUAGGUAUUUAAUCUACUUGCCUAUGUAGGCAAUUAAUGGACAAAGGCUUUGUAGGGGAGUCUACAGAGGUUUCUAUGAAUCUGGAGAAAUAUUUAUAAUAUAACGGUUUGAACUUGUAUUGGGGUUACAAACAGUUGUAUCUCAACGAACAAUGGCUAAUAUGAGUAAUUUUUACAGCAUUAUGGAUAAUUCUCAGUUAAGGUUUAUCUGCAUCAAUGACCAGGAUUAAGUCCAUGCUUUCUUAUCCUUGUUAUGAGUGGGUCGAUUGUGCAAAACUGCUUUGAUGUAGGUUACUUCAUGAUUUUUUUAUUUUAUUUUAUUAUUACUAUUAUUAUUUUUUGGCGCUAGAGAAGGGCUUACUUCAUGAUAUGUUGUAAUUUAAAGUUGAAAAAUUAAGUUAAAGAAAAAACGCCUUAGAUGUGACUUUUUGAAGGGUUAAGGAAAUCACCAAGUUAUCAAAUGAUUAGGACGAAUAUGGAAAAUGGGAGUGGACAACCGAAGAAGCCAUAUUCUCAGGAUGAGAGUAGAUUAAAUGAGGAUCUUUUGAUGGAUAUGUGGGAAGGGAACAAACCAUAAAUAAAUAACUCUAUUAGAGAGCUGUAGGGGUAGUAACAGCCAAUAGUCUAUCUCUGAAAACUUAGUUUCUGGAUGAGUUGUGGAAGAGGUCGUAAAGACUAGUUAUAGUAUCUGUGACGAAACACUUAUAAGAAUGCUCUAAAAAGCGGGCUGGAAGUUUGAAAAUGACCAGAAUAGAGACUGUAAAAACAAGUUACUAUGCAUGCUAAAUGUAAACACGGUCUGUGGUGCAUUGAAAUGGUAGAUUAGAAUGUAUGUUUCCAACACCAAUAAUUUUCUAUCUGGUAGAUGAUGAUUACAUCCCCCCGUUCUCUCUCUCUCUCUCUCUCUGUUUUUUUUGUCCUUUUUUUUCCCCUUAUUUUACUCCGCCAACAUAUUCCCUUGUCAGGCUUUUAAUUGUUACACUUUUAGUUUUCAAUCAUUCAUUUGAUUAAUGUCUAUCAAAACACCCCUACCUCUAAUAGCAUCCGUUUUUUGGGGAAUUCUCAGCACAUGUUGUAUAUGAAAAACAUGAUCAAUUACCUUAUGUUGUUUUCCUUUUAGAAAUUUUCUAUUAAAUAAACUGUGCUUUUAACGUAUCAUUAAAUAAUUGGUUGACAGAUAAGCGAGAAGGUGAUUGGUUAUUAGGUGGAGGAUGGAACAAUGAUCUCUGGGGUGGAGACUUGCCUGUUGCUUCCUGGAUUGAUGAAGUUACCCGCCAAAAUCCCGUAUGAAUACAAAUCUGGUUGACCAUACCAGCCUCAAAUCCCUUACGCGACUUCCUUUUGCUUAUCAUUAAUUUCUAUGUAUAGGUUUGGUUAUCCAGGAAAGAUGGUCAUAUGGGACUAGCAAACUCACUGGCUCUGAGAAUUGCCGGAAUAACAAAUAGAUCCGAGGAUCCUGUUGGUGGAACCGUGGUGAAAAACAAUGGCGGAGGUAAUUCCUGUUUGGUUUGGUAUCUCAUCUUCACAUUUGUUUCAUUCGUGAAUAGCUUGUUUUUCGUGCUUGAAAAUUACGUGUCCGUUAAAUGCAUUGAUAUGGUGAUUUUAGAGACUUGUGUGGAUAUCUCCAUUUUUCCUAUUUCUCCCGUUACACUUGCAUAUUCUCCUUCCUGAAAUCAUUAUGUUGAUUAUGUCUUGUGUUGUGACUCUCUGGAAUGGUCAUGGAGUUUUUUUUUGUUUAUUGGAUAGUUUAUCAAUUGUCUGCCCUUGGUAUAUAGCAUUUCCAUACUUCUUGUUAUAGGGUGAAGUCUUAUCUUCCACACUAAGCAGAUGCUGAAGAUUCUCCAAACAUGAAGCUGUGGUGAAAUGUCUUGUAGUCUUGCUCUUAGGUUUUUAAUCAAGUUAUUGAAAGUUUCUUCUUAUUUUCAAAUGAAUCAGCAUAAACUGCUUGAAUUACUAUUUCUGGAAGAAUAAGUAUAUUGAUGAAACGCCUCCAGUCCUUUUGACGUGUCCAGUCUUCAAAGUCCUCCAUACGAAUUUAGAAACUAAAAAAAAUAAAAAAAUCAGGCAUGAGAUUCAGGAUGAACUUCUUUUGCCAGAUGAGAAUCUCUUGUCAGAGUACUAUUUCAAACGAACUUCAUUAUACUGAAACUAAUACUGUUGAUUCAAGGACUGCUUGUGAAACUAUUGACAUUCAAAUAGACCAGCACACUGCCUGUGAAACUUCCUCCAGAAUUUGCCCUCUUGUUCCUUUGGAUAUUUUCUUCUGAUAUUAACAUGCAUUUUGACUUCUUCCUCGUCAUGUAGAAUCGAAGACAGUAUGUAAGGCAUUCCAUGUCAACUGAAAGUAUUAUUCUCACAUUUCACCACUGCAUUUAUAUUUUCUAGGACUCUGGGGUUGUAAUAUACACUAUAGUACAUGUUUAUUCCGUCACAUAGUUUACUAACUCUACAUUUCAUCCAACAUCUUUAUAGAUGAAUGAUGAUUUGAAUAUAUUUUAUCGUGCUAGUUGUCUUUGUGUUUGUUACGUAGACACCAUUUCAAUGCCAUUAGUGCUACCAUGACUUAUCCUUCUAUUUCUAACUGCUUCAAGACAUUCUCUUCCUUUAAAACCCAACUUUAUCUCUCAGGUUUUGUGCAUAAUUUUGCUUCUUCAGUCCGUUGUAAACAGCUUAUACUUUUGGCUCGCCCUGUUGUUUUAGUCGUGAAGAAGCCAGCAUAUUAGUGUUCUGAUGCGUUAGUCUUAACUCCAGAUCCAACAGGGCUUCUCAUAGAUGCUGCCAUGAAAUUUCUUCUUCCUUUCAUUCCUGAAGUAUCUCUUCAUGAAAGGAGGGAGGCAUUCAGAAGAGCCAGUGGAUAUGCGCUAAAGAAGGGCGUAACAACUGUCAUUGACGUUGGAAGAUUUUUUCCUGGUGCAUCAGUGGAUUCCAUUUGGGAAGACUUGUCAGGUCACUGAUUAUUUUUUAUAGAUUAAUUUUUUUGACACCGAUUGCUGAUUGUAAAUAACGGUCUUUAUUUAAUGAGUACUUGUUAUCUAUUCCUGGAAACAUAUCCAUUUACUCUACAGAUGUAUAUCAGUGGGCCGAUUCAUCUGAAGAAAUGCUGAUCAGAGUUUGCCUCUUUUUCCCAAUGCAGACAUGGUCUCGUUUGGCUGUACGUACCUUAUUGCUACAAUGAUUUCUUUUUCGGAAAUUUCGUUGUAAAUGACAUAAUGGGAGGUGCUCCUUUACCAGAGGACUGGAGAAAUAUGUAUUCCACUUGAUGUCAUAACGAAAAAUGCCUCCUGGUCUUUCUAUAUCUCUUCUUGCUUCAUCAUUUAUACUUUGAUUAACUAGUGAAGACACAUCCAAUUCCACUAAUAACAGGUUGCAAUUAAAAGGAAAUUCCUACAAGUGAUAUUUUGCUAAAAGAGGGAAAUGAAAGCAACGGAAAUCGACGUCAAUAUGGUUUAUUUCUUCACACAAUGUGGAUGUUAAUUGAAAUGCUUAAUUGAUUUCGAUUUUAUCAAAACAAUAGUUUUUCUAUCUUUCCAAGUUAUUUUAAGGAGUCUUCCAGCACUUAGAUCUGUCUUCUGGUCGUUUGAUUUCCUUAUUUCUAAUGCCCAGGAUUGAAUCCAAUUUAGGAGACUGGAAGGGACUUUUACUAUGUUUUUUCUUCUUGUGGAUGGGCGGUACAGUAGGAAACCCAGUCAGCUUUAGGGAACUCAUACUAGGUUGAGUCCAACUCAUAACCAUUCAAGUAGCUUGUGCAGUACGUGACAAAUCAUUACGGUCGAUGCAGUCUACCUAUAUAUCACCCCUCAUUCCUUCAUUCACCUCACCAUCCGUUGGUGAAGAAAAUCUAUAUAUGGUGUUACUUGUUCCCACCUCAGUAUGACUGAGCGCCACUGGGUUCUAUAUGUGCACAGAAUUCAAAAAAGAGCUGUAUGUUUUUAAUAUAUGUAUCUUAUAGACUAUUAUAAUAGCAAUGAAUAUACAAAGGGUAGUGGAGUAUUGGUCAAGUGUCAUCUCCUACCUCUUAUACUAGUUGCAGCUUUUUACAAAUCCUUUUGAAAGUUCUUGAUUCUUCCUUUAUCAAAUCAUUUUCAUGACAUAAGUAUCUGGUAUCAUUUUUUUCAUGAUUCACAGCCAUUUUUUUCAGUUAGAAUAUCCAAAGAAAUAACUGUAGGUAUUAGUUGUUCAGGGAGACUGGAACAUUAGAAUCCUUCAUAAAUCAUAUCCUUCCCCAAUGAAUGGGCCUGUGCUCUUAGAUGAAACAUGUAAUCAGAUAUUACUGCGAGACUCCCUCACUCGUCACCUGUUGAUCUUGAGAACAUUGGAAGAGAUGGUAUUUUCACAUGGUCUGGUGUUUCUUGCCUUGGGAUAUUUUUCAUCUCGAAAACUAGUGAUCUUACUCACCUUCUUUGCUUCCUUAUGUCAAUCUCGUCAUUAUCUUGAUCACAAUUCCCAUGGCAAUCUGGUGCCCAAGCAACCCCAUCAUAAUCUCCUUUCUAAUAGCACUUUGAUAUUUGAUAGGUUUCAAGUCUCCUCUUUGAGAAUACAUAAAAUCAUGUUGUCAGGAGAUUCAUUUCUCUUAAUAUUGGGACAAGGAGAUUGCCAUAUUAACCACGUAAACACCAUACAGAGAUCACUAGAAAGCAAACAUCACAUAAAAAAAGAGACAUUCGAUUGCAAAUUCCCUGUGAUAAAUAUGUUUCUCUCUGUUGAAGUUUAUUGGGAAAAAGUAAUUUUACCCUGUAUUUAAAGAAGCUUUUCAAAGAAUAUGUUCGACAUUCAAACACUGUGGUCAUUCCAUUUUCUUUUUGCGUCAUAGAACCUCGUCCGGGAAAGAGGUAGAAGCAUAAGCCAGUGGAUUCAUCUCGGUGGUGUCAAAGCUUUUGCUGAUGGUUCGUUGGGUUCCAACAGUGCACUCUUUUAUCAGGUAAUUUUCGGCGUAUCAUACUUGGCUGCAUUUGUAGCUUUGUCAUAUUCCGUUAAUUCUGAACAUGAUGAUCCAAAUGGAUCAGACAGUUGCAUAGGCAGGGAUUAUAUAUUCUGGAUUUGGGUAGGAAAGCAUGAUUCAGCUGAAUUCGGUGUGACUCAUUCACAUUGUUUCUCAGAUUGGAGCAUUCACAUUAGAAGCCUGCUAAACCUAGCACGUUUGGUCAGAUCUGGCAGAUAAUCCCCGGUGAAUUGACCAUUUUGAGGCUGAUUUAGGCCAUAAAUUGCCUGAUUACUGUAAAAGAGGGUUCAUAACACUUAACAUGCUUAACUUUUUUCAAUGGCUGCAAGAUUUACCGUCAUUUGAUCCAGGAUUUUAGAGCCUAGGCUGUACAGUCUAUUGUACAAAUUAUGAAAUUUGUUUUACUUUUUAUAUACUGUGUAACUGUAUUUUAUUCAGUUGAAUCGAAUGUGCUGUAGAUUCGGAUUUUUCUUCUGUAGAUUCGCCAAGGUUUAUAUUAUUCCAUGCAAAUUGAGGAGAAUGACAACGUGACGUUUCUUGAUUGAUCAACGUUUUGUCCUUGCCUCAGGUUUCUGAUGGCCAUAUGCCACCUACAUCAAAGCGAAUGCUUCAGAACUGCUUCUGUACAUGUGUUAUAGAACUAUAUUAACGAGUUUAUUAGUGACAUAAAUUAAAUUCUUAGUGUAUGCCUCCCUAUUUGACAUUAACUGUCAUUAGUUAAAUGAAAUGACGAAAAUUGCUAUGGUUAUGAGAUGUUUUCUAUGCACGUUCUAUUGUCAUGGUUUAGGAUACGUCUUUGAUGGUUGGAUUGGGUCAAGGUUAUGCUCAACUUUGCUUGGAUAGUGAGAUACGGCCAGUUGAGGAUCUUGUUGAUGAUUGUUGUUUAGAUGGGUGUAUAGUCGUUUCUCUUUCUUUCUUGGACAUUGUAGUAAGGAAAAUAUUAGGGUUACAUUCAUAGUCCCGUCCUUGUCUAUUCAUAUAUAGCAAGAGAGGAGCGUAACCAUUCUGGCCUAAGUUCUAGAAUGGGACAGCUGAAUAUUCUAAACGACUCUUUGACUUUGAUCAUAUCGACAUUGACUUUAGUUAUACCAUAUUAAAGCGCCCAUGUUCUAAAUGAUUCACUUAACACACAGUGAGAAUGAACCUAAUGAGUUCAUAUUCUGAUAGACCCUCUAACAGACAAUUAUGAAUGACAGUUGAUAAUAAAUUCAGUGGCAUAAUUUUGAGUUUGUAUCCUUUAGAUACUUAUGUCAUAAUUUUGUGUAUAGAGCCAUGUCUGUUUCGUGGGCUAACUGUCUCUUUAGCCAACCUGACCAAAUGGAGUAUGCCUGUAGUGUGGGGAUGUCAACGCUGUUCUCUCAUCUUCUAACCUACAACCCAAUCCAACUUCUCAACAAACGAGAACAAAAUAGGAGAAUAUUGUUAACUUGCUAAACACGGAAAUGAAAGCAGGUCUCUGUAAGUUCUCGACCAGGGAAUGACAGCUGUGCCCUAUUGUCAUUAAGUUAUCAAGUCAUUUGUAGUAUCACUCUUCAUAAUUCGUUCCAAUAAAUUUCCUAUAAUGAAUUUAAGCUUAUGCAUUCAUUAUAUAUUUAAUUGAUGAAGUGAUAAUUUGUCCAGCCUUAUGUCGAUGAACCACACAAUUAUGGUCUGCAAGUGGUGGACUUUGGUACACUUCUUAACAUGACUUUACCAUCAGACAAAUCUGGACUUCAGGUACUUCUUUUUCCGAAUAUAUAUUUAUGGUGCUCCUUAUUCAUGUCGUGCUCUUGUACCCACUGUCUGUAUGAUUGAUUCUCAAGGUGCAAAGCAAUUUUUAUGAGAACUGAUGCCUAUUCUACGUCGAAAAUAAGUUUCUGGAGAUAAAACCUUUCUCAGUUUGCCUUGUAUCAUUUUCCAACAUUAUCCACACAGGUGGCUAUCCAUGCUAUAGGUGAUAAAGCAAAUGACGGGGUGCUAGAGAUGUUUAACACAGUGGGAAAUCAAAAUGGAAUGAGAGACCGAAGGUUCAGGGUAAGUGAUCUAAAAUCGGGCGGUUAAUCAAAGCUGAUGACAUCUCUAUGUAUGCUUAUUCUGACGAGGUGAUUCUGACCAGAUUGAACAUGCUCAGCAUUUGGCAGCGGGAUCUGCUGCACGUUUUGGUCAACUGAGGGUCAUUGCCUCAGUGCAGGUGCACUUGUUGAUUCUUAUUCGUACAACGUGGUUAGAUGACUCUUAUAUAACGAAGCUAAGGAAUUUAACAUUGUCAAAUAUUGAUGUAAAACAAUCAUGCUAUUAGUCUUUUUAUUCUACCUUUCAAAAAUAUGAAAGCAAAAAAUAUGUCAUUGCUCAAAAAAAAAUCAUAAUUAUGAUAUUCCUUUUGGGAAAGAAAACUAAUAUAAAAAUAUGAUCAAUGAUUAAUCUGGAUGGUAUUUCAAGGAAUUUUUUUUCAUUUUAGAAACCUCUAAUGAGGAUUACUCAGCUUUGAGGCCCUUAAAGUAGUUGAUACAAUAAGAAUGAGGGUGAUAAGAAAGAUGAUUGAAUCUUGCUUCAUCGACGGCCUUCUCAGAUGAAGCAAAAUAUGGUGAUGACGAUCUUCAAAACAAGGGGACUGCCAAGAGUACCCAUUCACUGGGAAUACUAGUACCUGGGUUGUUUCUCACCCUCUCUCUCCCACAGAAACGACCACGCAAGUCUAAUGUUGUAUUUUAUUCUAUUCCUAAAGAAUCAUUUUUUAAUCACAGAAAAGAUUAUGUUUCUGGAAAAUAAUGCAAUUAUCUUAUCUAACGAAUUGUGAUCUAAAUUGAGUAUAUCUUCAAUCUACGCCAUCUGUUUUUAACCCUUCUGUGAAGUCUCUGUGAGCCGCUGAUUAUUUGUAAAAGAUUUAUGCCCUCCUGAACUUUAAUCUGAGGAUCUUUCCAUCUUUCUAUAAAAUGUUUUACAGCCGGAACAUUUGCUGGAUGAUGCCGCCUCUGCUGAAAAGAAGAUCGGAAUUGAUAGAUCUCAUAAAGGAUCAUAUUUAUUUCAGUCUCUUUUGUCAAGUGGUGCACAGCUAGCAUUCGGUUCUGACUGGCCAGUAAGUGCUUAACUUGUAUUCUAAUUCUUACGAGCCCUUGCAGACUUGCUUGAAAUAAUUUUAUGCUUUCAGUUUGGAGACAUUAACCCUCUUGGAGGCAUCACUGCUGCAACAAAACGCAUACCUCCUGGCUGGAAACAUGCCUGGAUCCCAUCUGAACGUGUUUCCCUGGAAAAUGCUCUUAAAGCGUAAUGAAUUUCAACCACAUCUUACCUUAUUUAUUUCUCAGAAAUUUCAUCAGUUAAGAUAACCUAAGGAUUAUGAAAAAACAUAUACUUACCCGUAAUGGGUAAUUCAAAAUUGUUUCUUCACCACUCCUAGUAAAACCGUCUGCUAUGGAUGGAUGUGUGAGAAAUCCUGAUCUUUGGGACUAGAGACUUCUGUAGUCCUAUGAAGGCUCUGGAGGGAUUACUCAGUUGGUUCUGCAGUCUAGGUGAAUCAAUCAGCUGGGCAUUCCACAGUCCCCGUCUCUUGUCCACAGGGUCUUAGUGAAAGGGAUCCAACCUUGGGAAAACGAAUAGGCAAAAGUUAUGGCUGAACCUUGGGUCAACUUUUCCAAAAGUUAUGGCUGAACCUUGGGUCAACUUUUCUAUCUUUAAGACCUCAUUUGUUCUGGAAAAUCACGAGUAUCUUGGACAAAUCAGUCGAGUGAAAUCGAUUAGGAUUAGAUUGACACCCAGGAUGUUAUAUUCCGAUCGGAAUUGGAAAAUACAGCAGAUUAAAUUCAUAUGUUUAAAGAACCUCGAUUGACUGGUUAGGCCAUGGAAGAAAUCCCUGAAAACCUCAUUUCGCUUCUGGUGCAUUCUUUAAGAGUUUUCCUCAUCCUUAUUCAGUUCAAUGAUUCGUUGCAGAUACACGAUUUCUGCUGCAUAUGCCAGCUUUCUCGAGGGUGAUCUAGGCUCCCUAUCUCCCGGAAAAUUGGCAGAUUUUGUUGUUCUGUCAGCAAGAUCUUGGGAGGAAUUCGCCGAGGCUGUCUCAUCAUCAUCAAUUUUGGCAACGUAUGUUGGCGGUCUUCAGGCAUUUCCACAACAACCCCCGCCGUCUGAGCAGGCACAAUCAUGA
Messenger RNA from Spirodela intermedia, 13619 nucleotides. NCBI's taxonomy places the organism in Eukaryota, Viridiplantae, Streptophyta, Magnoliopsida, Alismatales, Araceae. The record is from the annotation of a GenBank genome assembly.